AUGCACCGGAGUAUCGCGACGCGCGGAAGCGCAUCCGAGCGCGGGUUCUCAAUCGACCUCGUGUAUCACAAGGGCGACCUGCUCUUCACUGGGACAAAGAUGUGGUUUGCAGCCUCGGAUGCAGGCGACUGGUUCAAGAUUGUGCGGCUAUACCUCAAGGGGCGAGACGCACGGUUCGGCACGACGGGUCCGCUGUGGCUCAACGAGGACGGCCAGACGCCGACACCUCGGGCGUUUGUGGACGAGGUGAAGCGGCACUGCGGCAGCGAGUACACCGGGCACAGCUUUCGAGCUGGAGGAGCAACAUGGUACGCGCUGCAUGGCGCGCCGGACUCGUCCAUCCAGCGCAUCAGACGAUGGACGCCGUCCGCCUUCCAAGGAUACGUCCAACUCCAGCCGGAGAUUGCAAUUGCGCAACGCAAGCAACGAGCGCGACGCAUGCCUCCGCCCUCCCCUCCCGCCACCCACCCUUCCCAUCUCUCUCAUCCCCAUCUCAGCCAGCGACCGCGCCUCGUCUCCUGCUUGCCGGGCGACAAUGCUGGUUUCCCUGCUACGAUCAGUGCUCUGUGGACGGCCCACAAACGGGCGACUACCACGCGGUGGAACGAGGAAUGGUCAUCGUCUUCGCUUCCUCGCCCCCUCGCCGACGUCGUCACGACGGCCUCAACGGCGCACAAGUACUAUGCAGGCCUAUCACGUCGCCAAGCAACCCUCCUCUGCCGACUACGCACUGACGUGUCAGCGCUCAACAAGCACCGUGCCCUCUUCGACCCAGUCCAAUCCAACCUCUGCAAGUGCGGCAAGGUGGAGAGUCAGGAACACUUCCUGAUUCUCUGCCCGCUGUACAAGCAGGCUCGACACUCUUUCUACAAACACAUCGGCCUCCGACAAACCCCCACAGGUGCCCUCAUCCUCGGCAACAUCGACUUCCAAUCGCCUCUCCUCGACUUCAUCGCCGCUACAGGAGGCUUCGCCCGCCUGACGGAGGCGACCAAGGGUGAGUCGCAAGAAGAGGACAAGACGGAAAGGAAGGAGCAACACAGAGCGUAG
Molecule: messenger RNA, 1050 nt
Organism: Rhodotorula toruloides NP11
Lineage: Eukaryota; Fungi; Basidiomycota; Microbotryomycetes; Sporidiobolales; Sporidiobolaceae
Product: DNA breaking-rejoining enzyme/Integrase-like protein
Exons: 3
Coding region: 1-1050 (349 amino acids)
Biological process (GO): DNA integration; DNA recombination
Molecular function (GO): DNA binding
Source: RefSeq, a predicted model, not a curated record